AUGGUGAUCUAUAGCCUGCGUAUACGCAAUUUGAACGUUUUUCGUGCUGAUGCAAUUGAACUAUGGAAACGAGGUCCUCAAAAAUGCGCAGGUCACAGGGAAGGUGCCAGAAGAGUACGUACCGGAGAGUUCAACGUUUCACCUGGAGGUAUGCGCCUGUCUACGCGCGCUAGACGUGGCACACCAGCGGGAGAUCAACAUCGUACCCUUCGUCAUGGACAUCGUCGUGCCGCCGAAAGUGAGAAAGAUCGCUUAUACGCAGACAUUUGCGCACAGAAAGAGUACAGCAUAAAACCGCCACAAAUAUCGGAAGCUCACCGAUUGUCUGACAAGGUUAGAAGCGGGCAGACCGACGAACUCAGCGCCGCCGGGCACCAUCAGGCCUACCUCGCGCGCAAAAACGCCGGCGAGAAGGCCAAGACACACGAGACGCAAAACGAGCAUCCCGCGGCCGCUGGCGACUCGGGAAUCGCGACUCCGGUGCAGCACACGCAGGAAACGGUGAGCUAUGGCGAGCCGACUGUAGUCAAGGACGAGUUUCCGCAAGGUUACGACAACAUGGAGUACGAGGGGGACCCUAUGUACGAGUCGUCAGUGGCUCUCGCACGCCGCCUCCAAGAGGAGCUCAACAGGCCAGCGCCUCCGCGAGAGGAGGUACGCGCACCGGAUUCGACCUACCAGGAGCGCAUGCUAGGCCCUGAAAUCGACGACGACGAGCUGCAAGCUGCGAUCGCCAAGUCGCUCAUCGACAUGUAG
Molecule: messenger RNA, 756 nt
Organism: Babesia ovata
Lineage: Eukaryota; Apicomplexa; Aconoidasida; Piroplasmida; Babesiidae
Product: Ubx5, putative
Exons: 2
Coding region: 1-756 (251 amino acids)
Source: RefSeq, a predicted model, not a curated record